Molecule: messenger RNA, 1443 nt
Organism: Lutra lutra (Eurasian river otter)
Lineage: Eukaryota; Metazoa; Chordata; Mammalia; Carnivora; Mustelidae
Gene: CAV2
Product: caveolin 2
Exons: 2
Coding region: 621-959 (112 amino acids)
Biological process (GO): negative regulation of endothelial cell proliferation; insulin receptor signaling pathway; positive regulation of MAPK cascade
Cellular component (GO): caveola; perinuclear region of cytoplasm; Golgi apparatus
Molecular function (GO): molecular adaptor activity; protein kinase binding
Source: RefSeq, a predicted model, not a curated record
AGCAGAACCCUGGGAUCAUGACCAGAGCCACCCAGGCGUUCCCAAUUGCUCCCAUUUUACACGGAGGUAGCUGAGGUCCCGAGCACACAAGUCAACGGUACAGCAGGGAGGUUAAGGCAAACGUUGUGAUUCUAUACCUGCGCCCCUAAACACCUAGCUGCGUCCCUGCACUAAGUCCAUCAUCCCUGGACAGCUCUUAAAAGUCUCUGUUCUAAGCAUCAAGCGAUAAGACCCGGGGGCUCUACGGCUCCUCAGUGGUCCCGGGAAUACGGGUCCUCGUCCCCAGGGCAGGCUUCGCCCGCCGGUGCAGGGCCGGAACGUGCCUGCUGGGAUGAUUCCAGACGGGGAGGCAGACGUGGAGCAGGCCGAAACGCUGCGGCGGGACUCUGGGUGGGAACCACCUCUCCGGCUGCGUCCUGUUCCCGCCCCUCAGCCCCGGCAGCGAGGCGGGGCUCGGGUCGGGUUGGGCCCCCACCGGGAGUGGUAGCCCGCAGCGGGAAGCAGCCGCCGCCCGGGCCGCAAGGGUAGAGGCGAGGCGGGGCGGAGCCGGGCGCGCCGGGAAGGGGAGGCAGCGCAGGCCGGGUUGCAGCCGCCGCCGCCGCCGCGCACUGAGCGCCGUGAUGGGGCUGGAGACCGAGAAAGCAGACGUCCAGCUCUUCAUGGACGACGAUGCCUACAGCCGCCAUAGCGGCGUCGACUACGGGGACCUGGAUAAGUUCGCGGACUCGGGCUCCGAUCGGGAUCCCCACCGGCUCAACUCGCAUCUCAAGGAUUAUAAUGCCUUUUGUAAAGACCUGCCUAAUGGUCCUGCCUUCGGUGCAGACAAUAUGGAAGACUAUAACAGAUGUUGUCAUUGCCCCAUUGUGUACAAGUGUAGGACGCAGCUUCUCUUCUAUCAGCUUGCAACUGAGUCACGACUAAACACUUGGAUCCCAGGUCUGGGGAUUUGGAUACUGUAAUACUUCUUGACUGUCAUAAUGUAAAAGCACUACUGUUCUGUUCUAAGUGUUCCCAACUGUUCUAAUUAAGAAAAUUUUUAAGAUUGGGCAAACACAUGUAGAAAUGUUUAUUGGCAGAUCUUUUCAAAUAAUGCUUUUCUAAUUAAUAGUCAAGGAUUUAAUAUAUAACUUUAGAGCCAGAAUUAUACAGUAGGUUGGCAACACUUAAUUUUAAAGGGAGACAGUUUUUACUUUAGUACAAAAGUAUACAUUUUAUAAUGAUGAAUUUAUAAAGAUCAAGAGACAUUUCUCGAACACUUUAAUUUUUUUGCACAACUGCCUAUAAAAAUAUGGAAUUUCUUAUUUUUUUACUCUGAAAGUAAUACUUUUAAAAUUACCUUUGCAGAUAAAGUCAUGGGAAUACUUACAGAAAAAAAAUACAAAGAUCCUAGAAAUUAUAGUAACAAAAGCAUGCAGUGGUGAUAGGAGCUAUGAAAUAUAAUAG